AUAGUUGAAGCUUUAGGAAUCACGAAUUCUCGAAGCUUAAAUUCGCCCCAGAAGAUCCUUUUAAAAGGAUUUUAUAAUCACGAUUUCCUCGAAGAAUUUAUUCUUCCCAAAUUUGAAGAAGGAAAUGUUAUUUUUGCAACAGAAUUCCCGGUCUUAAUCAACAUGAUCGCAAAAGUACGAAACUCUCCAACAAUUAAAGACAAUGAUGCUAUUAUGGUAGUUGCAUUUACUGAUCAUAUAAAUCAAGAUUCAUUUACCAUUGAAAUCGACUGUCAUUAUUUGGCAUUAGCACCACAUUUAAUCCGAAUAACCCCUACAAUAAAGAAAAAUUCUCAAAAAUUAUUGUUAAACCCUGUGAAUAUUCCAUGGAAAAACAAAACAUCAAGCGAAACAAUAAAAUCUCAAAGCAUCGCUAAAAAAAUAGCUGCAAAAAUUAACGCAAACAGCAAAAUUGAAAAUUCAUCAUCCACAGAUAAAGCCCUGUACGUAACUAAACCUUCUUCCGCAACUUCUAAAGCAAGUACUAAAAAUAAAGAUUUAUCAUUUAUGAACAAUACUAUCUAA
Messenger RNA from Dentiscutata erythropus, 564 nucleotides. NCBI's taxonomy places the organism in Eukaryota, Fungi, Glomeromycota, Glomeromycetes, Diversisporales, Gigasporaceae. The record is from the annotation of a GenBank genome assembly.